Beta vulgaris subsp. vulgaris (sugar beet) is the source of this 835-nucleotide messenger RNA. Its product is annotated as protein C2-DOMAIN ABA-RELATED 1. Lineage: Eukaryota; Viridiplantae; Streptophyta; Magnoliopsida; Caryophyllales; Amaranthaceae. The transcript is spliced from 3 exons. The record is from RefSeq and is a predicted model, not a curated record. The coding region runs from base 109 to 615 and encodes 168 amino acids.
UCUCUUCAUAACUCAUGUACUUCCCCAACCUUUGAAACCAACUCAAAGUCUUCUCUUUAUCUAUAUCUUCCUCUCAUCACAUACAGCAGCACAUAACAGCAAAUAGAAAUGGUGAACAUAAGCAACGCAAUGGGCGCGCUUCGCAUUCGAAUCAAACGUGGUAUAGAUCUCGCCAUUCGUGAUGCUACGAGCAGCGAUCCCUAUGUCAUCGUUCUUCUUGAUCAACAGAAACUCAAGACUCGUACCAUCAAGAAAUCUCUUAAUCCAGUAUGGGAUGAAGACCUCACUCUUUGUGUUACUAAUCCAAAUGAACCACUUAAACUUUUUGUUUAUGACUAUGAUAUAUUCUCGCCGGACGAUCGAAUGGGAGAGGCAGAGAUUGAUUUGAGGCCGUUCUUAGAGGUAGUUAAGUGGAAUCUUAAAGGCGUUUCUAAUGGAACCAUUGUCACACAAGUCAAACCAAACAGGCAUAACUGCAUCGCGGAGGACAGCCCCAUAGUCUUCAGUGAUGGUAAAGUCACACAGAACAUAUUCCUCCGACUACGCAAUGUUGAGAGUGGUGAAAUUGAACUUCAAUUGAAUUGGAUUGAUCUGCCUACUUCUAGAGUUGCGUAAUUCUUGUCGCCGUGUAUAGUGGUCUUCUAGUACAUAACUAUGUUCUCGUGUAAUGUGGUAUUUGAAUUUUGUAGAUCUCAUGUAUAAAAACAUUACUUCAUUCUUUAAUUUGUUUUUCAAUGAAAGACAAAUUAUAGUCUUCUCUCAAGCGAAAUUGUACACUAAUUGAUGUACGCACUUUUGGUAAAUGAGAAAAGUUGUUAUUUAACAACGUUUAAUA